CAACGCUGAGCCCGUUUUGCAGCCCCGGUGCUCUCGCCUCUUGCCCUAGCGUCGCUCACGGCUCUACGAGAGCCUCUGCGUGACCGUGGAUAGGAGCCCCCAGACGAAACCCCUGCCGGGAUGCGUGGGCAGGUCACGUAGAAGCGGAUGCUGCAAUGUAUUUCUGCAGUGGGUGCUUAGAGGCGUUGGGCUGCGCCGAUUCCCGAGUGUGCGCGCAGCUCUGGAAGCGAAAGAAGCCUCCAAAGAGAACACCUAUGCCAUCGUAACUUUAUUUUUUAGAGGUGGCUACAACGCUGUGAAGGGCAGGCAGGAUGUUUCUACGUCACUUCCAGAAAAGUACCACGGAAGGGAUCUUCCCCCUCUUGGGGGGCUCCUGUAGGUGACGGAGGUGAGGACGAGCUCAUCUGCUGCAGGUCCAAACUCCGUUUCUGAAGGACUUUGGAGGUGAACGUCGGUGGCUGUGGCCAGCUGCAGAGAGCUGAGAUCUGCCCCAAAAUCAUAGAAUGGUUUGGGUUGGAAGGGACCUCAAAGAUCAUCUAGUUCCAACCCCCCUGCCAUGGGCAGGGACACCCUCCACUAGCCCACAUUGCCCAAAGCCUCAUCCAGCCUGGCCUUGAACACUGCCAGGGAGGGGGCCUCCACAACCUCUUUGGGCAACCUGGGCCAGGGCCUCACCACUCUCACAGUAAAGAAUUUCUUUAAAUCCCAGCUGUUCUCCCCAAAGCUGGCCCACAGAGGUCCCAUCCCGUGGCAAAGAGGAGCCACUCGAGCAGAGGAAGGCUUUUUGAAGCGUGCGAGGGCUUCUGCAGGAUGACUGCUGUGUCCCUCAGGCCAACGCAGGCUGGAGGUGAUGGGCGCUGAGUGCUGUGCUCAGGAUUGGGGGUCACAAGGCUUUUGCAAAGCAAACCCGAAUUUUGUGAUGCACCCCGUGAGGUUGAGGGGCCUUUGAAAAGUGAGGGGACGCUUCAGCUCAGGGAGGGAGAGACCCCUGCAAAGCUUCCACCGGUCCCUCGUUUCAUCCCCCAAAGCUCCUUGGGCUGCGUUUGUUGGCGAAGUGGAGCCCUUACAGUCACAAAGCCUCGUGCUUCUGCAGCUAAGGAGAUCUCCAAGAAAACUCUGAGGCAAAAUCCACCUUCGGUAAAGGCAAGUUCUGAAGCUUCAGCAGGCGUCAGAAACGCUGCCUAAGCCUUCUCCUCUGGUGCUGAGGGGGAGUAUCUGCGUGGAGCGCUUGCUGUAACCAUCAAAUACUUAGCUUGUUUUAAUAUUUAAAAAAAAAAAAAACCCCAACCCAAACCACCAACACCACAACUUCGAGCUACAGCGUCCGAAAGAGGAUCAGGCCCGUGAAGAUGUGCUGUAAGAACGAGAAAUCGCUCUGACGCAGGGACAGUUGGGUGAGUUGGGUAAUACCUCUGUGACCGCUGGGAUAAGGCGGAGUUGGCCGCCGAGAAUACGUUUCUGAGUGUUCAGAUGUGAAGCCAGAGUUCUAGCUCAAACCUCGACCUAAUGCGGGGUACGCAAACACCUUUUUUUGUGCCUGCGUCUCUCCUGGGCUCGUUCUCUGCGGACAUUUAAGCUAACGGUUUAGUGGUGAUCCAAGCUGGGUGCAAAGCCGCGAAGGUGACGGCCACUUCGCUAGACCUUAGAGGACAAAUCCUCUUUAAAAUCAUGACAGGAAACAAACCGCAAUUUGUCGCCUUCACGGAUUUGCAGAGGAAAAAAACCCAAAAUGUGCAAAACUGAGAGGACUGGGGUGAAAAGCAAUUAAGGGUGAUUUAUAUUCGCGUAGAAAGCAAUGCCCUCUAGAAACAUGCAUAUUCAGAUGGUGUUCCCCAGCUCUAAGCUCAUGACAAAAAUCAGCGAUAACAUCUGGAGACUUCAUUCGCGUUGCUUCUCCUUCUGUGCGUCAUUGGGGCAGGCUGGUUUUGGGGGUGGGAGAGAAGAGAGCUGGAGGUACUGCGGCACCCGCCCAGAGCCCCGGCUGACCCCGCGCUCGGGCAGAGCUGGUGGAGGGCGGGGAAAGGGGAGAGUGCAGCUGGAGGGGACGGGAUGGGCGUCCCGUGCCUGGGGGGCAGGCUGUCUCAGGAAGGAGAGCAGCCUUGGGGAAAGAGGCAAAAACAUUGAGUAAAACGGCGUUAUCUCAAAUUUUCCUUUGUUCCCAAGUCUUUAUAGACUUUCUCUGCCCUUCGGAAAGCGCUGCUCUUUCCCUGACCAUCGCUAUCCUCUGCAGCUCCUGCAUCCUCCUCCUGACGUGUCGCUGCCCCCCAUCCUGUUCACCUGCUUUGAGACCAACCCUCCAGCCUUCCCGCUGGAGACUUCUGACGUACCCCCACCAGUCCACCCCCUCCCGCAGCCCUCCCCUGGGCCAGCUGCCCCCCACCGCCCUAGUCCUUGUGUGUGUCGUGACAGCACCUCGUGUGUCGUGACAGCAGGUAUCAGCCUCUUGAGCUGAAGAGAGAUCACGGGGCCACGGACGUGCGGCCAGACUUCACCAGGGCUGUCUCAAGUGGUUAAAAGUCAACGGCCCGGAGCUGCUGGCCUCCCAGCUGAGACGUAUCUUCACGCAGAUCUUGAGGUCAGCACCGGUGCUCAGUUUCUCAUGAUCGUGCCUUUGCCGCGAGGCAAGCGAGACAUGAGCUCCCUGCAGGGAUGCUGCACCCUCUGCUCCAUCCUGCUGCUCCUCGGGGGAAACCUGGGUGUCGUCGUUGAAAUCCGGCAGGAUUUGGUCAACGGCACCGUGGGUCAGUCCGUGCUCCUGCCCGUCUCCUACACGCUCAGCAGUGCCUCUGGCUUCCCACUGGCGAUUUUCUGGACGUUCCAUAACUCCUCGGACAGGCUCACCUCCUGCACGGUGCAGAACUGCUCCCUGGGUGCCGGGGGGGUUCCCAGCGAUUGCUUUGCAAAUUGUUUCACCCACGCCACGUACCAUGGCCGUGCUGAGCUCUUCCCCCAGAACGGGUCCUUGCUGCUGCGGGACCUGCAGCUCAGAGACAGCGGAGUUUACAAUGUCACCUUCAUAUCAUCACACCAAACCUGGGACAUCACCCUGACCGUGCACGAGCAGUGUCGGACCCCGGAGAAUCCAGGCAAGCCAGGAACGGAGAAGCCAGAAUUCUACUACAUACCUGGAAUUUGCUCUUCAGUCCUCCUCCUGCUCUUCCUGUUCAUCUGCUUCAAAUGGCGCUGGGGUGCAGCUCAGCAGAAGAAGGGGAGAACCACUAAACAACAGCAGGUCUCCAGCGUGGAGGAGUUCCACAUGCAACGCCCCGCCGUGAGGGACAUGGCAACCAUUUAUGCCAGAAUCGGAGACAGCUUUGAACAGCCACAGCCCAGACCGACGUCAGAGGUCGUGUACACAACCAUAACUUCUGAUCCAGAACCGGACGCUGGAUACUACCAUGUCCUGGCUUGACUGGGGGAGCUGCCUCGAGCGGGACCUUUGCAGCAGGUAGUUGUGCCUCAAAGCGAAGAGGAUGUUUUUGUCGCUGAUGCUGUCACCGCUGAUGCUGCACCCUCGGUGCUCCCCCUCCAGCAGCUCCGCACGCUGAACCUGGGCUUGAGAGGAUUUGGAACGACAGACUGCAGAAACGCAUUAGUUUGCCUCGAACUGCAGGCUCUCUCGAAUUUGAGGGACGAGCUGGUUUUAGUUUCUCCUUGAGACUUCCUGACAGUACCAAGACAACCGGCGUAAGAGAAGGAUCCCUAAGGCACAGGCAAAGCAACGGUUAGUCCGUGGGAAGCUUGCUCACCUCGAGGGGCAAUGGAGAGCAUGAAACGGGUUUUAAUCGCGUGUCCCAGGUUCACUACCAAUAGUCUUGCCGUAUUAAAAGAAUAUAUGAAGAUCCUUUGACCUGAAAAGUUGUCCUUAUUUUUAUAAGUAUGCCAAGUGAUUGUUGAGCUGACUCUUCCUACCGUGAAAUUUGCUUCCCCUCGGGAUCCCAGGGCAACAGGUUCCUCUGUUGUUUUGCAAUGUCCCUUUGCAGCACAAGGAGAUGGGGCUUUCUGUAUAAUGCAUUUCCUAGCACAUAAUGCCACUUCCUCAAAAUUUGUAUGCGUGGCUGGAA
Messenger RNA from Grus americana (Whooping crane), 4064 nucleotides. RefSeq lists its product as uncharacterized. The transcript is spliced from 5 exons. Lineage: Eukaryota; Metazoa; Chordata; Aves; Gruiformes; Gruidae. The coding region runs from base 2600 to 3412 and encodes 270 amino acids. The record is from RefSeq and is a predicted model, not a curated record.